UGCGCAACGCACAUUAGUUCUGUGGAUCACAUUCUUUCUGGCGCCUUUACAGGCAGGCUCGGAGGAGCCAUACUCGUCAAGGAGGUGGUGAAUGUCGAUGUAAGUGGCAAGUACGAGAGAGCGCUCAUGACGGGCAAGCACGUCAUCGCCGACAUCUCGUGCGGAGUCUGUCAAGAGCGGAUUGGAUGGAAGUAUCUCGAAGCACCCAAGGGCCAGGAGUACAAGGUCAACCACUUUAUAUUGGAGAGGCAGCUUGUG
Molecule: messenger RNA, 258 nt
Organism: Protomyces lactucae-debilis
Lineage: Eukaryota; Fungi; Ascomycota; Taphrinomycetes; Taphrinales; Protomycetaceae
Exons: 1
Source: RefSeq, a predicted model, not a curated record